AUCCACCCGCUGGAGAUCUUGCAGGCGCAGAUCCAGCUCCAGCGGCAGCAGUUCAGCAUCUCUGAGGACAAGCCCCUGGGCCUGAAGAACAAAAAGGCCGAGUACCCCAGCCAGAACAGGGAUGCCGACUUGAACAGUUGUUGCUCGGAAACCGGCAAGGGGGCCAUGAGCACGAUAGACUUGGACUCGCUGAUGGCAGAGCAUAACUCCACCUGGUACAUGCCCAGCGAGAAGGCCUUGAUGGAGGGGCAGGAGGAGGACAAACCUCUGGCACCGUGGGAGAAGUCAAAGCCCCAGAAUCCCAGCAAAGAAGCCCACGACCUUCCCCAGAACAAGACCUCAGCUGCGGCGCAGACUGGCAGCCAUUUGCAAUGCCUCUCAGUCCACUGCACGGAUGAUAUGGGAGAGUCGAAGGGCCGGACUGCAGUGCCGACAUGGAGAUCCCUGCACUCAGACAUCUCCAACAGAUUUGGGACUUUUGUGGCUGCCCUGACUUGAACAAAAGGAAAUUUUUUUUUCUCUUUUUAAUUUUAAAGGGCCACUACCGCUAGGUGGACUAUUUUUCUAGGUUGGUACCUGCUUAGUGUCAGAUGGACUGGAAAGGGUUAAUUUAAAGUAAACCUCAAUUUUUUUUAAUCUUCUGCCACAGUAUGUUACCAGUGUUAGCCCUUCUGCAGUUGGCACACUUUUGCUUAAGAUUUUUCUGUUAGAUCGUUUCCCCCAUUAUUCUGUAAUCUUGGCAUACGUUUAUAGAUGAGGCCUUUUCCUUUUUUGUCUCAACUUAUGUCCCAGUGGUGUAUGUCAUAAUAAGACAAAGAUACUGCUACUUCUUUUCACUUUUUCUUUCUUUUCUUUUUUUCUUUUGCUUCAGUGCUUAUUAAAAUGGAAAUCCUGAAGAAUAGCAGUUCAGGAAUUAAUGCCGGGUGAAGUGGAAUUGUCAUCGUAAUAUUAUAUAUUGACCAAGCUUUCAUCAGUCACAUACAAACCAAACAAUUAAUGAUCUAUUAAGUAUUCAGCCUGCAAUUUUUGUCUUUCUUUGGGAGAAUUACUUUUUGUUACCAAGAGUACAUUCACCCUUCAUCUCUGGCUGUUAAGUGGAAACAGCUAUUCAGUUGAUUGGCUGACUUGAAGCCCAGAUAUAGAGUUCUGUUCUGAACCAUAGGGCCUGUAACUGUGAAGCUUGGUUGACCAUACGUACUUAAAUGUCAAUUUCAAUUUUUGUUAAAGCAUUUUAAUUCCUUCCCCACCAAGGACCUCGGUUUGAGUGGAAUUCUUCAUGUACUUGUCCCUCUCGCUGGGGAAACAUGUAGAGUGCAGAUCAUCUCCAGCACACAAUGUGUAUUUAAAGUUCCCACACCUUUAAUUUUUCUCGCAGAAGAAAGGAAGUUUAAAUAAUCACAUUAUUUCUCUAAUCAUUGAAGCAGGGGCUUCUUUUAAGGAAAAUCAAAUACUAAAUCCCCUUUGUACUGCGCUUAUCCUAUGAAACAACUUCCUGACUACAUGAAUGUAUGAAAGCUGUGAUUCUUUGAUGUUGGGUACUCUCCCCUGUGUUAGGCUAAAUAGAGAUCCACCGUCUAGCUAUUACUUAGGCCAUCUCUGCAUUGCCACAUAUAUUGGCAAAAUUCGCAUCGCUCAGAGCUGUGAAAAAACACCCCCUUGAGCCACAUAUGUUUUGCCAGCAAAAGUGGCAGGGUGCACAGUGCCAUGUUAGUGGGAGAGUUUCUUCCACUGACAUAGUUACUGCUGCUUAUUGGGAAUAGUUUAGGUAAGCUGAUGGGCAAGCUCCCUACCGGCAGCAUAGAAAGGCUGCAUGAGAGAUCAUACACUGGUGCAGCUUAGGACUGCCACCAUUCUGCUUUCUGAUAACUGGACCCUUGAGGCCCCAAACUUUUAUUUACCUGUUUCUCCCAGUGUUCCUCUCCAGGUUGCUCACUGGGUCAUCUCCCCUCCCUUUCCCCCAGCCCUGGGGUUGGAUGGGGACCACUGCAGCUGGACAAAAAGCCUGCCUGCAGGUGUGAAGCAGCCCCAGGAGAGGCUGAUAUGGGUUAAUGACCUGUCUCUCCCUCUCCCCCCACCUCCCUGCGGUAACUGAUAUUUGGUGUCCAGUUACUACCUCUGACCGGGCAUUGCCAGUUGAGAGAGGGGUUGUGGCAACUCUAAAUGGCACCUAGACACAUAAGCCAAUAACUGGAUGGUCGGUAAAAUCCAAGUGGGUGGCAGUCUUAAUGCAGCUGCAUCAGUAGAACUGUCCUUCUGUAUACUCUUAAAAUUACCAAGGUACUGAAGCAAAGGCCUCAAUUUUGACUAAAGAAAAAGGUUUCUCAGAUUUCAGGAAAAGUUUAGUAUUGCUGCUUGUGCCCUUUCUCCACAGCAGGGCUUUGGUGCCAUUACUUGAAGUGCUGUCCUUUAAUGCAGGACAACUUUGGAAGCCCCAGAGGCCACAGUGAUACUCACUGCUCUUGCCAAGGGCUGCAACUUAAGUGUGGUUGCAUAGACAUGCAAAUAUAUGCAAAUAGCUUC
This is a messenger RNA of Pelodiscus sinensis (Chinese soft-shelled turtle), 2520 nucleotides long. NCBI's taxonomy places the organism in Eukaryota, Metazoa, Chordata, Testudines, Trionychidae. The record is from RefSeq and is a predicted model, not a curated record.